ACGUUUUUGCGUCAACCUUUUCUCUGCAUCGUAAUGCGAACCAUCGAAUCUAUAAACCAAUCUCAUCUUCAAACCAAAAUAAACAAACUGAAUCUCUCAUCACAUUUCCCACUUCCAUCAUCUCCUUCAUCUCAAUCCAUUUCAUUUCAAACAUGGACACUGAAACUAGUUCAGUCAAAAUGUUCUUCUUCCCCUUCGUUGGUGGAGGCCAUCAAAUCCCAAUGGUAGACACAGCAAGAGUCUUCGCAUCUCACGGAGUCACCUCAACAAUCCUAACCACACCUUCCAACGUUCACCAUUUCCAAAACUCAAUCACUCGCGACCAAACCUCUGGUCUCCCCAUCACCAUUCACCUCCUCACUGAACAAUCCCCCAUAACAGACACAGACAUGACCGCAGGCCCCAUGGUCGAUACCUCGUCCCUCCUCGAACCUCUGACACAGUACCUCGUUGAUCACCGACCUGAUUGUGUUGUUGUCGACAUGUUUCAUCGUUGGGCAGGUGACUUGCUACACGAGCUCGGAAUCCCACGAAUUGUCUUCACCGGAAACGGGUGCUUCCCUCGCUGUAUAGUUGACAAUAUGAGAAAGCACGACGUGCUUCAGAAUCUGAGUUCAGAUUCAGAGCCUUUUCUAGUUCCGGGUCUUCCUCAUAGAGUCGAGUUGACAAGGUCUCAGAUUCCCAUUUUCAUGCGGAACAUUUCUCAAGGACCUGAUAGGCUAAAGCAAUUAGAGGAGAAAAGUCUUGGCACUGUUAUCAACAGCUUCUAUGGAUUGGAGCCAGAUUAUGCUGAUUACGUUAGAAAUGAGUUAGGAAACAAAGCGUGGCUUGUAGGACCAGUUUCUCUUUGCAACAGAACUGUGGAGGAUAAAACAGAGAGAGGGAAGAAACCCACCAUUGAUGAACAGAGUUGCUUGAAUUGGCUGAAUUCUAAGAAACCCAAUUCUGUUGUUUAUCUCAGUUUUGGAAGCUUUGCUGGCAUGGCAGAAAAACAGCUCAAGGAAAUUGCUUAUGGCCUUGAAGCUUCUGAUCAAUCGUUCAUUUGGGUGGUGGGGAAGAUUCUCAACUCAUCAGAAAAUGGGUCUGAAAACUGGCUUCCAGAUGGGUUUGAACAGAGGAUGAAGGAACAGGGUAAAGGGUUGAUUCUGAGAGGUUGGGUACCUCAGAUUUUGAUACUGGAGCAUGAAGCAGUUGGGGGGUUUGUGACUCAUUGUGGGUGGAACUCGACGGUGGAAGGUGUUUGUGCGGGGGUUCCGAUGAUCACGUGGCCGUUGACGGCGGAGCAGUUUUUGAAUGAGAAGCUGAUAACGGAGGUGUUGAGGGUUGGGGUUCAGGUGGGGAGUAAGGAGUGGGGGUCGUGGGAGGGAGAAAGGAAAGAGGUGGUGGGGAGGGAGAAGGUGGAGGUGGCGGUGAAAAAGGUGAUGGUGAAGAGUGAAGAGGUGGAGGAAAUGAGAAGAAGGGUCAGAGAGAUUGCAGGGAGUGCUAGGAAAGCUGUUGAAGAAGGUGGAACUUCCUAUGGAGAUGUUGAUGCUUUAAUUCAGGAGCUUAAAGCUCGUAGAUUGGCUAGCCAUGUUUAGAUUGUUAAGUUAGCCCAUGGGGUUACUUGUUUUUACAUGUCAACUAGGUGUUUGUUUGGUUUUCAGCUAGGAAGUUUGUUUGAAGCAUUAGAAUCUGAGAUCACGAUUUUCAAUGCACAUUCAGCCAACAAAAUGCACUUGUUGAGUUGAGUAAAUGUGCUACCACAUUCACCAAACUGAAAACCAAACAGGCACUACGUCUAUGUUUAGACUCUUGAGGAUAUAAGAGCAUGUCCACAACAUAGUUGGUUGCUUAUCACGACCCAAAAUACCAUAUGAGUUAUAAGUAAUUGAUACAAAUUUCGUUUCAA
This is a messenger RNA of Lotus japonicus, 1888 nucleotides long. Its product is annotated as abscisate beta-glucosyltransferase-like. NCBI's taxonomy places the organism in Eukaryota, Viridiplantae, Streptophyta, Magnoliopsida, Fabales, Fabaceae. The transcript has a single exon. Gene Ontology annotation, molecular function: UDP-glycosyltransferase activity. The record is from RefSeq and is a predicted model, not a curated record. Bases 153 to 1577 code for a protein of 474 amino acids.